AUGAAUGAUGGAUUUUGGCUAUGCAAGAGGAACUCCACGAAUUCAAUAGGAAUGAUGUUUGGGGAUCUUGUACCCGUACUAGAGAAUAAGAAACCCAUUGGAACCAAGUGGGUGUUCAAGAACAAGCUGAAUGAAAAGGGAGAGAUUGAAUUUCAAAUGAGUAUGAUAGGAGAACUGGUGUUCUUCUUAGGAAUCCAGAUUCAUCAAAGUCAGAAUGGUGUGUACAUUCAUCAAACUAAGUAUACAAAAGAGCUUCUCAAGAAGUUCAAGUUGGAUGAAUGCAAGCCUAUGUCUACACCAAUGCAUCCAAGCUACUCACUUGAUAAAUAUGAAUCGGGAAAGAAGGCUGAUCCAAAAGAAUCUCAUUUAACAGCUAUUAAGAGGAUCUUUAGAUACUUGAAAGACACUACUAACCUGGGUUUGUUCAUUAAAGUUUCAUCCGCGUACAAGUUAGUUGGAUAUUGUGAUGUUGACUCUGCUGGAUACAAGCUUGAAAGAAAAAGAAUUAAUAGAAAAUGUAUGUUUUUGGGUGAUAAUUUGAUCUCUUGGUCAAGCAAGAGACAAGGAACCAUUGCUAUGUCAACAACAGAGGUUGACUACAUCUCUACAACAGGACGUAACACCCAACUCUUAUGGAUGAAGCAAUAG
Messenger RNA from Cicer arietinum (chickpea), 648 nucleotides. The record is from RefSeq and is a predicted model, not a curated record. Lineage: Eukaryota; Viridiplantae; Streptophyta; Magnoliopsida; Fabales; Fabaceae.